This is a messenger RNA of Falco peregrinus (peregrine falcon), 716 nucleotides long. RefSeq names its product beta-2-microglobulin (gene B2M). Gene Ontology annotation, molecular function: MHC class II protein complex binding. Gene Ontology annotation, biological process: immunoglobulin production involved in immunoglobulin-mediated immune response; peptide antigen assembly with MHC class II protein complex; antigen processing and presentation of exogenous peptide antigen via MHC class II. NCBI's taxonomy places the organism in Eukaryota, Metazoa, Chordata, Aves, Falconiformes, Falconidae. The transcript is spliced from 4 exons. Gene Ontology annotation, cellular component: MHC class II protein complex. The record is from RefSeq and is a predicted model, not a curated record. The coding region runs from base 47 to 403 and encodes 118 amino acids.
GCGCGCGAGCGAGGCGGACCAAUGUGCGCGGGGUGCGGCCGGCGGGAUGGCGGCUGGGGCUACGCUGCUGCUGCUGCUGGCCGCGCUGCUCGGCCUGGGGCAGGCGGAUGAGGCGCCGAAGGUGGAGGUGUACUCACGCAACCAUGGUGUAGAUGGGGAGGAAAACACCCUCAACUGUUUUGUGAGUGGUUUUCACCCUCCAAAGAUCAACAUCUCCUUUUUCAAGAACGGGGAGCCCAUGAGCAACGUGAAGUACACAGACAUGUCCUUCAAUGACAAGUGGUAUUUCCAGCGCCUGGCAUAUGUGACGUUCACCCCCAGGAAGGGCGACAUCUACGUUUGCAGGGUGGCCCAUUCUGCCUUCCCAGAGCCGCAGUCUUUCCGAUGGGAUGCAGACUUCUAAGCUGUGUCUGGGAUAAUCAUGGUCUGAAAAAUUCUGCCUUGCAAGUAAGAAUCUUCUUGAGCUUCUGUCACUUCUUCGCAUCACGCUUGCGGAUAUGAUGAUGAGCAAUUAUUUUCAGUGCAGAAAUCCUUCUUUAUUAAAUGCUUAUCAUUAAAAUGCCAUUCACCCCAAGGGGUAUGUAAACUGAGUCUUUUAGCCACAUAAUCACUAAUGUGGAUAUUUAUAGCUGAAGAGCCAUUGUAACUCUUUGAUGCCUGAAUUUUACAGGAUUUUUAUCUAAAUAAAAUAGGAGAACUUCAGUCCUUAAAAUGUU